AUGAGUGAGAAAUCCAUUGAACCUGUGGUAAAGCCUUCAGUAGAGAAAAAGAAAGAUGACGAACCUGCAACUGAAAAGGAAAAAGAAAAUGAAGUUGCUAAAGAAUCUGCUGCAGAGAAAACUGUUCCUGAAAAGAAAGAGUUCAAAUGGGAGAAAAAGAAAGCUAAAGAAAGGCAAGAAAAGCCAUUGGAGCUCUCACCUUAUGCAAAGAUUCCAUAUCCACGGAGGUUCAGAGAAGAAAUUCAAAAGCAACAGUACUCCAGGUUCCUUGAUAUUUUCAAGAAGCUGCAAAUCAAUAUCUCAUUUACUGAAGCCUUGGAGAAUAUGCCCAAUUACGUGAAGUUCAUGAAAGAUCUACUGUCAAGAAAGCGUAAGCUGCAGGAAUGUGAGACGGUGACUCUGACAGAGGAAUGCAGUGCCAUUAUCCAGAAAAAGUUGCCUCCAAAGCUUAAAGAUCCAGGAAGAUUCAGCAUUCCAUGCAACAUAGGCAAUAUGGAAGUGGAAAAUGUUCUAUGUGAUCUCGGUGCCAGCAUUAACGUGAUGCCACUAUCUAUGAUGAAGAAACUGGGGAUAACUGAAGUAAAGCCAACCAAGACAAUAGUGCAACUGGCUGACCGCUCUACAAAGCAAGCUUAUGGCAUUAUUGAGGACAUACUGGUAAAGGUUGACAAAUUCAUCAUUCUUGUUGAUUUUGUCAUCCUUGAUAUAGAGGAAAAUUCUACUAUUCCUAUGAUCUUCGGAAGACCUUUCUUGGCAACCUCAGGAGCGCUGAUUGAUGUACCGAAAGGCGAGUUGAUCUUACGGGUAGAUGGGGAGCAAGCAAUUUUCAAGUUCUUUGACAAAGAAGUCCCAUCACCUAUAAUUCAACUGAAAGAUCAAGACACUACACCUACUACUGAUAUGGAGGAGGAUUGA
Gastrolobium bilobum is the source of this 915-nucleotide messenger RNA. RefSeq lists its product as uncharacterized. Bases 1 to 915 code for a protein of 304 amino acids. Lineage: Eukaryota; Viridiplantae; Streptophyta; Magnoliopsida; Fabales; Fabaceae. The transcript is spliced from 2 exons. The record is from RefSeq and is a predicted model, not a curated record.